GCUCUUGGCUCUUCUUGUUGCCAUUAUAUAUACUACACUCUAUAACUAUAUCCAUCUCUGAUCUGUCUGUUUAGCUUAGUUUGUCGAUUCGACGCAAUGGCAGCUAACGAUGUCCCAUGUUGCGAAACGAUGUUUUGGGUAUAUUUAGUCAUAUGCGCCGCACUCGUUUGUUUUGCAGGUCUCAUGUCUGGCCUGACUCUCGGCCUCAUGUCCCUCAGCCUCGUCGACCUUGAAGUCAUACUCAAAGCCGGCCAGCCGGAGGACAGAAAAAAUGCCGAGAAGAUUCUCCCAAUAGUCAAGAACCAACAUUUGCUGCUAUGUACACUUCUUAUAUGGAAUGCUCUUGCAAUGGAGGCUCUUCCGAUAUUCGUUGAUGCUCUUCUCCCAGCCUGGGGCGCGAUCCUGAUUUCGGUCACUCUCAUACUUAUGUUCGGAGAGAUCAUUCCUCAGGCUGUAUGCUCUCGCUACGGGCUGAAUAUCGGGGCAAGAUUAUCGGUGAUAGUUAAACUUCUAGUUUUGAUCGUUUUCCCUAUAUCGUUUCCCAUCAGCAAGCUUUUGGAUUUGCUGCUCGGGAAGGGACACUCGGCGCUGCUGAGGCGCGCCGAGUUGAAGACACUGGUCGACAUGCACGGGAACGAGGCUGGGAAAGGAGGCGAGCUGACACACGAUGAGACUACUAUAAUCUCCGGGGCUCUCGACUUGACCGAGAAAACAGCUAAAGAUGUCAUGACACCGUUGUCCGAUGUUUUUUCUCUCGAUCUCAAUGCUAAGCUCGACGAGGACACGCUGAGUCUAAUAAUCAGCAAAGGGCACAGCCGGGUGCCGAUAUACUUGGGAAAACAUACUAACAUUGUUGGCCUUGUUCUGGUCAAGAAUCUGAUUAAAUGUCAUCCUGAAGACAAUACUCUCAUCAGGAGCCUUACCAUAAGGAGAAUGCCUAGAUUUCACGAAUGUCUCCCGUUAUACGACAUACUGAACCAGUUUCAGAAAGGCCAAAGCCAUAUGGCUGUCGUGGUUAGGACCGCUACCGACGUCGUGGAAAUCACAACGGAUGCGAAGCCGGAGAGAUCAUUGGAGAGAAAUGGCAAUCAUAGAUCGAGCAAGAAGCGCGCAGACAGAAACAUCGACGUCAUCGAUGGAUUAGGCUCUUUUUGCAACCCCGACGAAGAAGUUCUUGGCAUAAUCACCAUGGAAGACGUCCUCGAAGAACUUCUUCAGGAACAAAUCUUCGACGAAACUGACGAAUACGUCGACGUUCACAACAAGAUCAAGAUUAAUCUAAUUCCCUCGGCAAAGGGGAAAUCGAAAUCUCCCAUCGGAAAGGCUUCGCCUUCAAGCACGAAAUGGCUUACGUCUACUCCUUCUCCGCCGUACUCUUCCAGCCAUGCGGCGCCGCUUUCUCCGUAUGCGCAAUCGCCCGGAAAGUCGCCGGCGGCUUCGCCUGCCGGGUCGCAUUACAGAUCGCCGUCGACAUGUCAGGUUUCCAGAAAGUCUUAUGAGAAGCUUAGGAAGCCUGACAAUCCUUAAUCUCAUCUGUUUGUACAUUGUUUGUUUGUGUUUUAAUAAUAAUAGUAAUAAUAAUAUAUGAUAUAUAUAACAUCGAUUUGGAUCAGUUGAUGGCUGGGGAAGAAACAGAGGGCAGAAAGGUUUGAACUAAUGCAGGUAAGAAAUAUGAGGGGGUCAAAGUGGGACUUUGUAAAAGUCUUGGGGACGAAAGUAGAAUACGCGGAAAUUAAAAAAAAAAAAAAUCCAUUUGGGCAACGCUGAACUUUAUCAACGGCGACAUUU
Messenger RNA from Andrographis paniculata, 1788 nucleotides. Its product is annotated as DUF21 domain-containing protein At5g52790. Gene Ontology annotation, biological process: magnesium ion homeostasis. Lineage: Eukaryota; Viridiplantae; Streptophyta; Magnoliopsida; Lamiales; Acanthaceae. Gene Ontology annotation, cellular component: intracellular membrane-bounded organelle. The coding region runs from base 97 to 1527 and encodes 476 amino acids. The transcript is spliced from 12 exons. The record is from RefSeq and is a predicted model, not a curated record.